This is a messenger RNA of Lingula anatina, 848 nucleotides long. RefSeq lists its product as uncharacterized. NCBI's taxonomy places the organism in Eukaryota, Metazoa, Brachiopoda, Lingulata, Lingulida, Lingulidae. The record is from RefSeq and is a predicted model, not a curated record.
UUUUCGCAAUGUGGGCAUUUUCACCGUCGCUCCCAUACUGAGUAGCAACCCCAGUGAUUACUAUAACUGGCUUCGUGCGAGGACUAAAGCGCAGAUGGUGGAGGCAUACCGCUUCCACAAGAAACAACUUCAGUUAAUUUUACUUGCGAGGGGAACAGAUUUCAUCGAAAAGAGGCAACAACUUUUCCUAAAAGAGGCAAUGCACAGCGCUCACCUAGACGCCAUACUGGAGGUGUAUCCCGACGCUCGUUUUAUCCAUACGUUCCGAAACCCUUGCGCAACUGUGGCGUCCCUUUGUUCUCUCAAGGAGUGGACACUUCGAAUGUACGGCUGCAAAAUUGAUAAAAGUACACUGGAGAAGAUAGGUCAGAUAUUUUUACGCAACCCCUUGUUUCAAAGUGGCAACGAGUUGGUAAAGUUCAGAAAAAAGAACAAGGAGGAAGAAAGCCGUUUUAUAGAUAUUAAUUAUGAAGAUCUUGUUGCAUCUCCAAUCGAGGCUGUCAGGCGGGUAUACGGACACUUUGGAAUGACAUUGUCUGAUCAAGCUUUAGAGAAAAUGAACGCUUACCAACGAGAAAAUCCCCAAAACAAGUAUGGGCGCCAUAAGUACAAUUUGGCAAGAUAUGGCCUCGGGGAGGACGAGGUGUUAGAAUAUUUCAAAGAGUACAUAGAUUAUUUUGACGCUUCUAGGUGGUAGGAUGGGCGGCUACUGAAGUGCUAUGGUGCAUUUACAUGAUCAUUAUUUAACAGUUUUGUGUAAUGCCAUAGCAAAUGAAAAGCAUCUUGUCUUUGAGAUAUUAACUGUAAUCUUGGAUCAGCCAGCGAUUCACUUUGUAUGUUAAAGAAAC